GGCACUCGGCCUCCAGAGCACCGGCACUGGCACUGGCACGCGCUAUGGCAAACGAAGUGCAAGACCUGCUGUCCCCGCGGAAAGGGGGGCAUCCUCCCGCAGUAAAAGCUGGAGGAAUGCGAAUUUCCAAAAAACAAGAAAUUGGCAUCUUGGAGAGACAUAACAAAAAAACAGGAUUAGAGAAAACAAGUGCCAUUGCAAAUGUUGCCAAAAUACAGACGCUGGAUGUCCUGAAUGACACGCUGGAGAAGCUCAAUCAUAAAUUUCCAGCAACAGUGCACACGGCACACCAGAAACCCACACCUGCUCUGGAGAAGGUCGUCCCACUGAAAAGGACCUACAUCAUUCAGCAGCCUCGAAAAUGUUAAGCCAGGACAUAAAACACAGCCAUCUGGCCAACUGCCUUGAACAUCUGACAGCUUAGCACAAAGGGCAGAAGCUUUCCAUAGACCUAGUGAAAACAGCUUUUGUACCUUCCCUUUUGACUUCAGAUAAUAAAGCAUCCAAAAUUGUAAAUCU
Molecule: messenger RNA, 519 nt
Organism: Propithecus coquereli (Coquerel's sifaka)
Lineage: Eukaryota; Metazoa; Chordata; Mammalia; Primates; Indriidae
Gene: DAPL1
Product: death associated protein-like 1
Exons: 4
Coding region: 45-368 (107 amino acids)
Biological process (GO): apoptotic signaling pathway; negative regulation of autophagy; cellular response to amino acid starvation
Molecular function (GO): death domain binding
Source: RefSeq, a predicted model, not a curated record